Monopterus albus (swamp eel) is the source of this 1195-nucleotide messenger RNA. RefSeq names its product complement component 1, q subcomponent, A chain (gene c1qa). The coding region runs from base 152 to 910 and encodes 252 amino acids. Lineage: Eukaryota; Metazoa; Chordata; Actinopteri; Synbranchiformes; Synbranchidae. The record is from RefSeq and is a predicted model, not a curated record. Gene Ontology annotation, molecular function: protein binding. The transcript has 8 exons.
AAAUCAGCGAGUCUUUUUUUCAGUCUAGUGAAAAGUCUUGAGCCGUUCAGUAAAAGAGGAAAUCACAUCGUUUCAUUACGGCUCCAAAUCUCCACUGGUGGGACAGAAAACCCGACUGGAUCUUUAAUUGUUAAUUCCAGCAUUUUGGACCAUGGGAGGUUAUUAUGGGCUGCUGGUUCUGAUGGGCGUUGCCCUGCUUCUGGCAACCGGCCAAUGUGAUGUGAGCUGUAGAGGAACUGACGGCCAGGCAGGUAUAAAUGGAGCCCGGGGUAGAGAUGGAAGGCGUGGAGAGAAGGGACCAAAAGGAGAGCCAGCUGAUAUGGCCAACAGUCUGGUGGAUGCAAGCAGCCUGCUGAUCCUGAGGGGAGAGAAAGGGAAUCGGGGCGCGCAAGGCCCCAUGGGCCCUAAAGGUUUCCAAGGAGAUGUGGGCACAGUGGGACGCCCUGGACAACCUGGUCCUCCUGGCCCCGAUGGGCGCUUCGGCAGAGGACAGCAGUCCUCUGCACAGCGCCGCUCAGCCUUCUCAGUGAUCAGGACUAGCAGUAAUUAUCCUCCCUACGACAAGGUAGUAACCUACCAACAAACUGUGGUCAACGAACCUCAGGACUUUAACAUCAACACAGGUGUCUUCACCUGCAGCGUACCUGGUGUUUAUUACUUCACCUUCCAUUCAGUGGCCAAGGUCAACAUGUGUCUGAGGAUAGUCAGUGAAGCUCUGGAAAACAGAAAGCUGGGAUUCUGUAAUUAUAACAACAGGAACCUAGAGCAGGUGCUGUCGGGUGGUGUGGUCCUAGAGCUGACAGCUGGACAGAAGGUCUGGCUUGAGUCCUUUAGGGAGCAGCAGGCAGCGAAUCUUGCAGGAGAUCAAAACGAAAAACAGAUCAUCUUCAACGGCUUCUUGCUCUUUUAAAUUCCCGAAUAAAUUCAGUCAUACACUCAGUGGGAGCUGACAACCUGAGACUACAUCUCCCUAUGAAUUCAGCAUUUAAAAAUCUCUGAUCGCAUUUCUCAAGAACAGUUUUUAGAAGCACAGUUUAUCAAAGCAGAGUGUCAAAGCAUUAGUAUUUGUUAAAUGCUCUUUGUAGCAUUUGUUUGUAUGUUUGUGUCAAUCCUUCACGCUGACUCAUGUAACCCUUCUCUGAAUGCUGACUUUGCCUACAAGUGCUGCAAAAAAUAAAGUUUGUUAUUGAGUGUG